UACUCAAGGCCAGACUCGAGACCGAGAGGCGGCUGGCGGCAGGCAGCAGCACUAGUUUAUGCGCAUGUGUGUGUGUGUGUGUGUGUUGGGAACACACUUAUCUAUUCCUGGUUAGGUUUUGGGGAUUUAUUGUGAUAAAGAACAUUCCACACACUCAGAGGCAGUACGUCACGUAGCACCAGUGCCGCAGUACCUGACAGGAAGUGGUGUGUGUUGGCAGCGCUGGGAUUAGAUAAAGUGAGACGAGACGCGUACACGUCCAACAGCACCUGUCUACAGGUGGGAGCCGCGGCAGCUCACCAGUUAAUACUAAUUCCUGACGCCUGGCACACCCAGCAUCCUCGUGUGUGCAAGGAAAAGAGAGUGCCAGCCUGCCCCAUCUCAGACUGUGUGAUUCUCCAAGUGGCCGGUAACUAUGGGUGACCGAGGCCGUGGGCAGGGCAGGGGCCGGGGACGAGGACAAGGACACAACCAGACUAUUAAGAACUUGGAACGUGCUGCUGCUGACAUCCAGAACAUGCUGCUUAAGAUGAACACAGAUGAGAAAGGUUCUGGCUCAGGUGGAAACAAAAGAAGGGGUGGAGGAAGCAGAGGAAGCAAGUCACUGAUGGAUCUCAGUAGGCAAGGUAGCCAGCAGCAUGGCUAUCCAAGUCCUCCCAACCAACCCUUCAAUCAUCCAGGACCACCCAACCAGGGAUACCAUCACUAUGGCCCACCAGACCAGGAACCUCCUUACCAACCACCACCUGGUCAGAUACAUUACCACCAAGGCCCACCAGGUCAGGGACGCUACCACCAAGGCCCACCAGGUCAGGGACACUACCACCAAGGCCCACCAGGUCAGGGACACUACCACCAAGGCCCACCAGGUCAAGGACACCAUCACCAAUGUCCACCAGGUCAAGAAUUGUAUCACCAAGGUCCACCAGGUCAAGAGACUUAUCAUCCAAGAAGCUACAGUGAGGGUCCUCCUAAUCGGUAUCCACCAGCACCCCCAUCCUAUGAGGAAUCUAUGGGCCAGUAUGACAAUAGACCCCAGCCACUGAUGCAGGACAACUACAAGAGGAAGGAUAAGGCACCCAACCGAGAAGCAUCUAAGUCAGCACAUGCGCAGGAGUUGGUGAAAGCAUUAGCCAUGUUUGAAGGGCAGAUGGCUGACUCUGAGGUGAUCAGCAGGCAGAUUGAAAGCAGUGUUGAGGAGGUUGAGAAGGUAGUGAGGCAACGCAAGGAUUUAUUUGCAUACAUUAAGGAUGGCAAUAAGAUGAUGGUAGAGCUGGUCCCCAACAUAAAGCUUUGCACACACUACCUGUCUGAGAAUGGCUGCACAGCACGUGACUCCUGCCAAGCUCUUCACAUUUGCAGAAACUUCAUCGUGACUCGCUGUGACCUUGGGCCGUCCUGUAUGUUUGGGCAUAAGUUUAAUACCAAUCACAAUAAUUCAGUUCUCUCAAAACUGUAUUUGGAUUUGAUCAAAACACACAACUUACUCCUCAUUGUCAAAAAGAUAUGCCGAGGAAAUGCUCCUCCCAGGGUGUGUGGUUAUUACAGCACAAAGGAUGGAUGCAGGAAGAAGGACAACUGUAAGUUCCUGCACAUUUGUAAAGACUAUGUGAUGAACGAUGGAAAAUGUUCUGCCAAAAAUUGCCCCUUCAAUCAUCAGCUGACCAACAAGCAGUGCAAGGCUGUACUGGCCCAGCACGGCAUGUCCACCAAUGAGAGCAUCCGGGACAUUUUAUUAAAGGUGAAGCAGGUUCUUGAGAGAGGUGGUGGCAGGCAUUCCUCUCCUGCACCCAAGCAGGACAAAAAGAAGGAAGAGCAAGAGGAAAGUGAAGAUAGCCAAUACUCCUCAGACUCAGACAGCUGCAAGGAGGACACAGCUGAUGCAUUAGUCAAGAAGAAAACCAAAAAGACUCAUGGCAAAGCUAAGGAAAAGGGUUCAAAGUCUAAGGGGAAGAAGGCAACAAUUAAAUCCACUGAUUUUUGUGGUGAUGUGGAAAUUCCUGAAAUUUGCAUAUAUUCAGUUAACAAUAAAUGUAUGAAUGAAAAGAAAGGUUGCAAGUAUCUGCAUGCUAAAAGUCUCUUCCACUGGCAGGUGGAAAAGGACAAAAAGUGGUACAAUUUCUGCAUAUUUCAGUCCAAGGCACUGGAGAGCGCUUACCGAGAUGUCUCCAAGAACAGCAUCACCAUGCCCAAUAUUGACACCACCAAACUUGUUACUGAUGACAAGAACAUACUGGAAAUCUUGGGACCAAACACCUGGAGAGCAAACUUCAGAGACAUGUGCAUUAGUGAUCCUACAGGCAAACAGCUGAAGAUUAGGAGAGUGUCCACACCAUCAUCAGCUUUGUCCGGCCUGCCUCAGGCCACUGUAUAUGACUGGUACUUUGAGGACGAGCAGGGGAAGUGGAUCCGCUACGGCAACGUGAAUAGCUCGGGCAAACAGGACUUUGUGUGUAACAUAACCUCAGAGGACAUUGAGAAGCAGUAUGUGACGGACUCAUUCACAACAAUGGUGAUAUCUAACAAUCGCUUCAAGUAUAAAAUUGAUUUUGCAGCCAUGACACAGACCAACCUGUCAAGCAGCAAAGUGAGGGAGAUCCGUCGCCGCCCCAUACGCCUCGCUUACCAGAAUACUGCCACCACCACUGCUGCUCCUGCCUUUGCCACCUCUGCCAGUAGUGACAUCUCCUCCCUCCCAGCAUACUGGCAGCCCAUGAAAUCCCUGGAGCCCUACAAGCUGGUGACUCUGGAUUCAAACAGCACAGAGUUCCAGGAUGUGUGUAAGAGCAUCAAACUGAUGAUCCCAACUGCCAAGAUCUGUGAGGUGCGCAGGCUGCAGAAUGAGUACCUGUGGCGCCUCUUUCAGUACAAGAAGACUGACCUUGCCAACUGGUAUGAUGAGCUUACCAUGAAUGUGCAGAAGCUUUACCAUGGCACUGACCCAGACUUCAUCAAUGCAAUCUGUAAGGAGAACAUUGAUGGACGCCGCUAUGCCAACACAAAGGACAAGUAUGGGAAAGGAACAUACUUCUCCAAUAGUUCUGCUGUUGCUCGCACCUACUGCACUCCUGAUACUCAAGGACACCUGUUCAUGAUCCUGGCUGAUGUGAUCAUUGGCUACAUGACCCUGGGCAACAAGAACCUCAACAAGCCUCCACUGAACAGUCUUAUUGACAAGCCCUAUGACACAACAGUGGACAGCAUGACGGCACCAACUAUCUUUGUUAAGUAUUACAAGGAAGAGUACUACCCCGAAUACAUAAUAGAAUUCAUUGCGUAAGUGUUGUGCAGAUCUUCUUUACUACUCUCAUUGUAGGUAUGUGAAAUGAUGCAUCUGAUCAGUGAGGAGGAUAGCUUGGCAGAAGAAUUGUCAGUUAUGCAUUUAGUGAUUUAUGUUGAAGUAUGUCAUAGAUAUUUGAAUGAUUUCACAUAAAGGGGUGUGUGUUUCUUGCCAUGUCAGAAGUACAUGUUCUUGUUAUGAUUGGAAGCAGUCUUGAGGAGUGGAUGAAGAUAUUUUUCUAUUUUCUUUUCUUUUCUUUUCUUUUCUUUUCUUCUUUGCUUUCCCACUAAUGUCAGAAAAGGAAUGCAAAUUCAAAUAGAAACUAACUUGUGAUGAUUGCCUGUGAUGUGGUGAUUGUGUUGGCACAGGACACAAUUCCCACUAAUGUUCCUGUGUGACUUCAAGUGCAGGGAUCACUGUGUUGCCUUUCUUGCCUAGCACAGAGAAGGAAUACUGAUGAAGUACAUCAUUAUUUCUUGGCGGGUAAAGCAGUUCCCCCUGUUCCUUAUUACUGCUUAAUAUUUGAAGUGUAUGAGGUUUUUUUUGCCUUGCCCAGCCUUUUUUAUUUGUUUAUUAUUUUUUAUUUAUUAUUAUUAUUAUUAUUUUAUUUUAUUUUUUUUUUUUUUUUUUUUUUUUUUUCUUCUUCUCCAGGGGACAGGGGAAGAAUAAAAAAAAACUUUGUGCUAAAUUUUUCUUACCUUCUUCCAUCUCAACAUUGUGCAGAUGAUAAACCAAGAAGAUACUUGGUAAGACAAAAUUGCAAAGUAUGUUGAUGGUCGGAGAAGUCUGCAACUAUUAUUUCAUGUAUUGUAUUAGUAGAGUAUUUUUCUUGAAACUGUGCAUUGAUUUAUGGUGCUGAGCCAUUACUUGCUAUAGUGGUGUAAGGCUCCCUAGGACAGCACACAGCAGGUCCAUGUGCAGUAUUCAGUGUGUGUUGGUGUGUGAGUGAGUGUUGCCUGAUCAAUGAGUAGUUGCCUAAAACAAUGUGAGUUAGAUCUCAUAAAAAUUAAACACUUUUCUAUGUCAAUUCUAAAAGAGUAUUUUACAAUGGAAUUUCUGUGAUGUCUCAAAACUUUUGUCACCUAAAUUGUAGUGCUUGACUGUUAGGUAUUUCUGUGGAAGCAUGAGUUUGAAAUGUGAACCUUCCAUUGUGACAGAGAUGGCGAUGGGAAAACAGUCUCUACUUGGCAUACGGCAUCAGGGCUUAUUAAUGCUGUUGCUGCUGCUUGGUAUGGCACCAACGAUAAAUGAAUUGAAAACUUAUUUGUAUCAUAAUAUUGUAUCUUAUAAUUGCCCAGUAAACAUACACUCUACUUUUACUGUGCAAUGCCAAAAUCAGACAUUGAUAUAUUUGUGGAUGAUAUAGGAGGGAUGGGAACUAUAGCUACAACAAAAGACACAGUGGCUGCAGAUGAAUACCAAUGCAGCAGACCAGGAUUCUGAUCUCAAGCUAUAACCAAUGUGCAAAGUUCAUUGUAUUUGUAUUUAAUAUCAUUAAAUGCCUCAUUAGCCAUCUAAGUAAAUAGUGAUGAAAUGCACAAGUUGUUAAUAUUGUUAAGGUUGAUUAUGUUGUCAUUAUUAUGAGUGAUACAGAGGUGGCAGCAGUCAGCAAGGUCCCUUACCUAAGACUGAAUAAGAAAUUCUUUACGUGUGUGUAUGUCCAAAAUUAUGACUUUUUAUCUUUUAACUAGGUAUCAUUCAUCAUGAGAGGACGAAAAUUCCCAUAUUUAUAAGCAAGUAUUCCUGUCUUAAGUUUCAUCCAAUAUCAUUUCUCGUACAUGAGGUUUAUGUGCAGCAGAAUAAUGAUACAGUAUUAUGAGUAGCUUUGCCUCUACUAUUUAUUGUUGAGGAUUUACUGUGUCAGGUGGCAGCUUUGUGGGGCAUAUUUUUACUGUAUUUUCUUUCCAUUGCAUAGAGGAGUUGAUUUUGUUUCAUUAAGUGUAUUUUGAUAAACUGCAGACCUGAUGGUUGGUAAGGCAACAUUACCAUCAGAUCCCAUUUCACCUCAAGUCCUGGUGUAGGAAUGUUGAUACUGAAAAUGUUGAUAAUCUACAUGCCAGGCAGGGAGCAUGCAAGACAGGAUGUCAUGGUGCCUUUUCUCAUUGUAGUAAAAAUUCAGACGAUAAGAUUCCUAUUCUCUUCCUGUAAACUUUUUUGUAAUGAAAAAAGCAUGUCUCCACACACACUGUUAACAUGGUAGUCAGCAUCAUAGCUGUCACUGGCCUGUGUGUGUGUAGAAAUCAUCACACGUGGGACAAAAAUACAUAUUGUUGCAUUUCCAGCUCGCCUGUUAUGAUUUCUAAACGAUAAAUCUUGUGCCUCGGUGUUAUCUCUUUGUGAGCAAAACUUUGUAGCAGCUGAGUGAAGUGAGGUCAGGUUUCUGGGCACUAACAACAAUGGUUCUAAUUUAACCAUGAAAUUUGUGUCUCUAACAUGGAGCUCAUCAGAUGAAACUGAUAAUGAUAAAUUGAGGUGAACAUUGAUGUUAUUACAUUAUCAUAUUGUUUCAUCAAGGUGUUUGAGAGAUGACAAAAAAAUAACUUGGAAAUUGUGGUUAUGUUUUGAGGACAAACCUUUAUCAAAAUGUUGGUCUGGAAGCAAGAGCUCUAACUCUAGAGUAGGGAGUUCAUAACCUCUGUGAUCUUGACUCCCACCUCUCAUGUUGGGUAGGACCAGCAAAGUCAGGUUAUUUCUAUUUUGUGUGUGGCACGCGUACUUCCACUAUGGUAGCCACGAUGCAUUUAUCAACUGUGAAGUGUUGGUAUGGUUUUGAUAGAUGUGUGACUCGUGGACAAGGAAGACUAUUAGUGCCAGAACAUUGCCAACAUGUACCAUUUUUUUGUGUACUGAGGCACAAUAGGGAGGUGGGAGUCACUGUACUUAAUGAUACACGCUUCCAGUGCUUCUUCUGUUUGAAGAACAUGGAAGAUUAAGAAAGAUAAAUAGUAGAGUUACAUAACCAAUGAUGCAGCAGUGAAUGCAGAGCCUGGGGCUGCACGGGCUGUGUUGCUGCUGUACUUAUGGCUGUGCUUACCAAAAUGUUCUGUGAUGCAAUUUUUUGAGGACGUGUCUUUAAAGGUUUUGUUCUGAGCAUUGAAUGGAUAAAAUUGAUUUUUCCAUUAAAUAUAUAUUUUUGAGAAUUUGUGGAAUAUAAUUACUAUAUGUAUUAUGCAAGUUAUAAUAGUAAGGCAAUUCAUCAUCUUCAUAAACAAAGUAAGAGCAUGGAGGAAGCUGCUCCAGUCACUGCAUCACAAAGUAUAGUGUUAAUCAAGACAGAAAUUAAGGAGAGCUUAUCUGGCAGUUUGUUUGCUAGGAUGAUGUUUGUCAUGCAGUUAAUGCUAGACAUAACAAACUGCUCAGGGGAAAACCAGUUCACUGUCAGUUAGCAAGGAAUAUUAGCAAUCAGAUUAUUACAUGAAGGAAGAUAUUGAUUAAUACCUAUCCAAAUAGAAUACAUUUCUUGAUACCUAUCUUAACAACAAUCACUAGAUACACCAACUUUCUGCAACAUUUAGUGAAAACAUGCUGCAUUAUAUGCAGUUAACAUAAAGAAUGAUGAUACCUAUUCAAGUAACAGUUCCUCUAGAAACACCAAUUUUCUUGUAUGUCUAGAAAAAAUAAUAAUUUAUUACCUGCAGCGAUUAUUGCAGAGUUUGGCAAAGUUUGGUAUUUAUACCUUGUAUAACAAUUGGGGUUUGCUAAGUUCUUGACUUGUUUGAUAGACUCCAAGUGUUUGUUGUACCUUAGAUUCACUGUGCCCAAGUUUUUCCAAUGUGGAAUGUAACCCUUUGAGUGUUACAACUGCUUCUCAGCUUGUUUGUUAGAAGUUUAGACACAACACUUAUAAUAAAAGGUAUCAAAUAUUUA
Messenger RNA from Portunus trituberculatus (swimming crab), 7147 nucleotides. RefSeq names its product protein mono-ADP-ribosyltransferase PARP12-like. The record is from RefSeq and is a predicted model, not a curated record. Gene Ontology annotation, molecular function: NAD+ poly-ADP-ribosyltransferase activity; metal ion binding. The coding region runs from base 416 to 3280 and encodes 954 amino acids. Lineage: Eukaryota; Metazoa; Arthropoda; Malacostraca; Decapoda; Portunidae. The transcript is spliced from 6 exons.